Molecule: messenger RNA, 909 nt
Organism: Truncatella angustata
Lineage: Eukaryota; Fungi; Ascomycota; Sordariomycetes; Amphisphaeriales; Sporocadaceae
Exons: 2
Coding region: 1-909 (302 amino acids)
Molecular function (GO): oxidoreductase activity, acting on the CH-OH group of donors, NAD or NADP as acceptor
Source: RefSeq, a predicted model, not a curated record
AUGGAUUCUCUUCCAGAAGACUUUUUUGUCACUUCAUUCCAGUUUACUCCACGAGUGUUCAACGACCAGUACCCAGCCAUUGACCCCACACGCCCCGAACUUUCUCUAGCGGGCAAGGUUGCUAUAAUCACUGGAGCCUCCAGAGGCAUUGGCGCCAAGGCGUUCGUACCUGCUUUUACUAAAGCUGGCGUCAAGGGGUUGGUGCUCAUCGCGACCAAUGAAGAAAAACUCAAGGUUGUCAAAGCACAAGCGAACGAGAUCAACUCAGACCUCCACGUCCUUACCCUCGGUGUCAACAUUGCCGACAAGCAGUCAGUCGACGCAGCAUUUGAUAAGAUAAACAGCACCUUUGGUCAUGCUGACAUAUUGAUCAACAAUGCCGGGGUGAAUUUUGAGGGCGAAGGCAACUUAGUUGCGGAUGAGGAUCCCGAUGCGUGGUGGUCUAAUUUUGAGGUCAACACCAAAGGCACUUUCCUUGUGUCGAGAGCCUUUCUCCGCUCAAUCCCGUCCAAAGAAACACGUGCAACUAUCAUCAAUCUCACGACUAAUGCAGCUUGGAAGGCCUUCCCAAAUCUUUCAGGGUACGCCAUCUCGAAGCUGGGCGGUCUAAGCCUCACGCAACAUAUCGCUGCUGGCUAUUCCAAUGUCACCGCCGUGAACUUGCCCCCUGGACUAGUUGAUACCGACAUGCUCAUGGAGCAGUUCAAACGGUUUACUCAACAAACACCAGAGCUAGUUGGUGGUAUAGCCGUAUGGUUGUCGCAUCCCCACGCUAGCUUUUUGAGUGGCCGGACAAUUGGCAGCCAUUGGGAUGUGGAAAAUCUACUGGCGAGGAAAGACGAGAUUGUGAGCAAGAAUCUUUUAAUAGUGGACUUGACGGGCAAUGUCGACGGUGCACAAUUCCAUUAA